GUGUGAUGGCUGCCAUGUUUUCGUAGACUUCUUGCUCAAUACACAUUUCGUUAUUAUUUAUAAAAAGGCAAUUGCUAUUUCAGCUCCUGUCUUUCUUUAUUUUCUGAGAUGGCGAAUAACCAGAUACUCUACGUGGAUAGCAGUCCACAAUGACGCACAAAAAGAAACCGCCACCCUCCGUUGGAAAACAAUUAACAGGCCAGUGGAAAACACUACUGACAUUUCCCAGUGCAAAGACAGGAUCAUCAGAUACAUCAGAUUAAUGGAAAGUCAUAUGGAGAUAACGUUACAGUACUAGUACUUAAAUUUCACGGAAACUAAUAAGAAGGUAAUACAAAAAACCCCAACCCCACAAGAAACCCCCACAAAAAAUAUGUAUGUAUACUGAACAAUUAAUUUUUGACCAUUAUAAAGAACUUGAGAAGGAGUUCAUCACCCUUGUAACAUUGUCAGCAGCUACGUUGUACAGCAAAGAUAAAAUACAACAAUAGAAAACAAAACAAAUCAUGAACAGCACUGUUUUCCAGAUGUCCGUAACGCCUAGAAUAGGCCUACAGCCUAGUGACCAUGAGCAUCUUCGAGAGUUCGACCCUGGAAUCAAAGUUAUACUAGCAGUCUUAAUUACUGAGUCCAUUAUAACCUGCGUUGGAAAUGCUCUGACAAUCAUUGUCGUUUGCAGAGACUCUGCCUUGAGAACUAUGGGAAAUAUGCAUAUCACGUCACUGGCGUCCGCUGAUUUGAUUGCCGGACUCACGGCUUCCUUUGGUGUCGUUUGGUUCAUAAAUGAACACGUGGGCACAUUCUUGAGUACUAACAAAUUCUGCUGUUUACUUUGGUACAUCUUGUUUUUCGUCAGUUUUGCAGCAUCGCUUUUCAGCAUGACUCUCAUAGCCAUGGACCGUUGGAUUUUUAUAACCUAUCCUUUGAGAUAUUACAUCUGGAUAACUCCUCUUAAGACGACGUUUUUUAUUGGUUCUGCGUGGAUAGCUGCCAUGUUGUUUGGAUUAUUAUCUAUAGCUUUUAAUACUUUUGAUACCGUAGCCGUAUGUUGUACCCAGGCAGCAACCUCUCAAGCAUAUUUAACUUACGGGAUUGGUAUAAUACUUUUCGGUAGUUGUGCGAUUUCGUUUGUAUUUUAUUUUAAAAUAUUUCUCAUUGCCAAAAAACAGAAAUGUUCCAUUGCACAGAGCGCCAUUGGUGAUCGGGUUAAAUACCGCAGCAGUUAUAAACAGAUUAAGAUUAUGUUUCUCAUAUGUUGCAUAUCCUUGUUUUGCUGGAUUCCCUUCUACAUUGAAAACUUGCCACAUGUUCCCGCAAUAUCUUACGAAGCUUCGAAUCUUACCAUGUGUCUGGCCCUAUUGAAUUCUUGUGCCAAUUUCUUUUUAUAUUCUGCCAAAAAUGCAGCAUUUCGCAAAUCGUUUUUAAAAUUACUUCCACGCUUUCAACAUAGAGUGGACGGAACAUAAAUGUUCCUUUUCAGUAUGUAGGCCUAUGUAUGUAAGUAUGUAUGUAUGUAUGUAUGUAUGUAUGUAUAUAUACGGUAUAGGGAAUAACUGGUUACUGUCUUAAGAUACCGGCUUUAUCUGCGAAGGUUAGAAUGGCGAAUGCAGCAAAACUCUGCCGAGCUGCAUUCGCCAUUCGACCCGAGCAAGAUAAAGCCGAUAUCUUAAGACAGUAACCAGUUAUUUCUUUUAUCUUGCAAUCCUACAGCAAUUUUCGGAAAAUCAUUAUUUAUUCCAGUUUUGUGUACGCAAAUCGAGUAUUAUCAACCUUGCAAGGCUUUUGCUGUAUGACGUCAUACAAGAUACAUGACAUCAUUAUUUGUAAGACGCUAGCUACAUUCUGCACUUUAAAAAAGCGUUUCUAAACUCUAAUUUAUUAAUAAAUAUAGAAGUUCUGUAUUGUUAUCGCAAACUAAAAGUUAUUUGUCUUUACUGUACUUUAACAAAUGAUUUAAAGAGUAUGUUUAUUGAAAAUCUACUCUGAAAUACUCAGUCGAGUAGGGCUUAUGUCUACUAAAACGCAAAAGAAACGCAGGUUCUCAUUAAAUUGGAUAUAAAAUAUUAAAAAAACAAAACGAAAUGAAGAUUUCAACAUUUAUUUUGGAGCUACACCA
Gigantopelta aegis is the source of this 2116-nucleotide messenger RNA. Its product is annotated as beta-2 adrenergic receptor-like. Lineage: Eukaryota; Metazoa; Mollusca; Gastropoda; Neomphalida; Peltospiridae. Gene Ontology annotation, biological process: G protein-coupled receptor signaling pathway. The record is from RefSeq and is a predicted model, not a curated record. Gene Ontology annotation, cellular component: membrane. Bases 507 to 1466 code for a protein of 319 amino acids. The transcript has a single exon. Gene Ontology annotation, molecular function: G protein-coupled receptor activity.